GCUGACAAUAUCACACUGCUCAUUAAAUAGUCAAUAGCAAAAUAUAUUGAAUGACUACUCUUCAAGAAUUGUUAGAAUGGCGUAAAUAUUAAUAUAUUAUAUUUAUAUUAACGGCCUAUUUAAUAAUUUCUGAUUAUAGAAUUUUAUAUAUAACUAAUUUGAAUUGAUGACAACAUUCUGUUAAAACGUUUGGACACUUCAGCGUACUCUGUUUACAGAUAUAAAUUUCUAUUACAUUGAAAUUACUCUUGUAUUUACCAAUUGAAACCGUAGCGUGCAUAGAAAUUAAUCAUGGAGCAAGCGCAACGUGACGUUCAUCACCCGUUAAUAAUAUAUCAAGCUUGAUCCGUCAGUGCUCUUAUGAUUAAUUAAGUUGACACACAUGCUGUAUGUCAACGGACCUUAGCAAUCAGAAGGCGGAGCAAACGGCAUCCAUACAUAAUUAGAAUUUCUAUCAAUAUAGUCUUCUGUCGCGAAAGGAUUAAUUUAAUAUCCCAGCUGCUCGAGUAAGAAAUAAUCAAUGUCGCGGCAUUAUCAAACCUAUUAACUUGUCAGAACAAAGUCUCUAAGUAAAUUUGCCUUUAAGAUGCUAAAUAUCGAGGUAGGGAUGCAUGAUAAAAUGUUCUUGACAGUCACGUUAACGAAUUAGAUGUCUUGCAGUUGAAAAUGUACGUCAGUUCGACACUUUCAGUGCGAUCGCCUUCAAACCACGGUAGAUCAAAGAUCAGUUUACCAAUGUGUCACGUCGGAAUCAAUUCUUUGAAUAGCUAGGAACUUCUGCAAAGCUACAGCUUUGAAAUGUCAGAUUAUCCCCGAUCGUGCGUAUUCCAAGAGAACUGAAACUAUCCGCUCUGAAACGCAAUCAGCUUAACUCUGAAACGCAAUAAAUCCCUUUGACGCAUCGUGUGCUUGUUGUUCCCGUUAUUGAAUCGCCGAAAGCGCCCGAUUAAGACCCUGAUCGAUUCCCUUUUUCGUCGCUAGAAGCGAAAAGGUUGACGUACCCUUCGGGGCUAUCCAUCCUUCGCCUAUCCGAUUAAAAAAAAAAAAGGGAAGCGAAGACAAAAUUCCUAUCGCGCCCCCGUGUUUCUCUCUUUCCUCUACACUCGACGCUAAUGGGUUUCGACGAUGACGGGCAGAACUUGAAUAAAUCGAGUCGUUCGUGGGGAUCGAUUGAGCGGUUCAACUCGAUGCUUGACAUUUUCUCGCUGGUGACAAUUAACAACUAUAUCGCCCGUCGUCACAGUUUGUUGGAGAACGCACAUACGUCGCAGACGCGCGACGUGAGAUAAACCGUGACGAAUCUGCGUGGGUACGAUCGCUCGAAAAUAUCGUCAGCUACCAAGAUAGUGGAGAAGCAGGAGAUAAGGAAACAGAUGAAAUAUUAGAAGUGCGUUUUCUCUCCAUGAAUCAUGAAUGGCACCACCAUGUGGGAGCGACAGCCUGUUGCUCGUUACCAAUCAGUGAAAGAAGACGCGCGUCACGAGGACACUCGGGCCUUCAGUUGUCAUUUCCAGGCGUAGUGGUACUUAAUGAGUGCCAGCUUAUACGAGUAAUUAACGACAGUCGGAUUAAGGCCAAUUGGACGCGAGGGUGGUGGCGAGUCGUCGGUGCCGCGGCUUUGCAGCUGAUUAUGAAGUGACAGAUAUAUUAGAUUGAUCGUGCCGCAUCGAUAAGACGCGGCUGACCGGUCCGACGCGGUUUCGAUUUUAGGAAGUUACCAGUGUUUAGCCUGCUGGUCGCGGGCGACGGAAGCAGUGAGACGCUCGAGUCGAUAAAUUGAUAAUUAUAUUGGUAACUAGUUGUUUAACUGCAACCUUCGAAAACUUCGAGAUGGUACAUCGUAGAGUAGAUACGGGAAUAGGAACAGAGUUAAAAAAGGCAACGAAGUAAUAAAAACUGAACAAAUUAUUUCGGACUGUCGGUCCAAGUGAAGUAUCUCGUGCAACUGCGGCGAACGUACGAGUAAAAAUAAUCUUCGCGAUCGAUAUUAAUUGAUUUAUAUUUAUAUACCUCCUCGGAAUAAAGUUUAAAAUUAUACAUGUAAAAUAAGUACGUUCUAUUAUGGAAUAGUGGAAUAAUAUUGCGUAUCCUACUCGUCAUCGAUAUAUUUAUAUAAAAGAGAACGAAAAAAAGAGAAAGAGAGAGAGGGAGAGAGAAAUUCAAUAAAUUCAAUAACCUACAACUAAAGGUUAAUAACCAUAAGCCAUAUUCUAAGAAUCUGCGACUACGAGCCUUGGAAAAAUCAGUGAGAGCCAGCCAGAAAGAGUGACACCGCCGAUCACGUUCUACCGUAUGUGCGCCAAUCGCAUUGUUACCCACCGAAAGUAUCGAUACCCGACUGACCUGAAAUUAAGGGUAUUCGAUAAAGCUCGAGGAAACUACUUGUUGGAUUCGUUGUUGAAGGCUGAAGCUCCGGAAUCGCCAGAAGAAAUAGGGCAGCCGUUCCAUUCUCGUCUCACAUGGCUACGACCACGAAUAUCGGCGUGCUGAGGGAUGCGAGGCCAAAGGGGGAGAUAGUGACGCAAGUCUCGUCUGCCCAGGAUACGCAUUGCGACGAACAAACGACAAAGCGGGAACAGACACAAUGGAGGCAGUGGCUAGCGUGCAUAUCAGCUACUCUAUCCAUGGUGGCGGUCGGCACCGUUUACGGGUGGACCACCACGUCGCUCUCGCGGCUCACAUCCGGCGCCAGCGACGUCCCGAUGAAGUUGACCGACGACGAGACCUCGUGGAUCGUGUCGCUGACGGUGAUCGGCUCGAUGAUCGGGCCGUUCCUCGGCGCCAGUCUCGCCGAUCGAUACGGCCGUAAGAGGUCUCUUCUGUUUGCCAGCGGUUUCUUCAUCGUCGGCUGGAUGAUCGUCUUCUUCGCCAAGACCGUCGCCGCCCUCUACGUCUCCCGGGUGAUUCUCGGCAUCGGCGUGGGCAUUUCGUACACCACCAAUCCAAUGUACGUUUCGGAGGUUGCCGACGUCGAGAUCAGAGGUGCCCUCGGCACCUUGAUCGCCGUCAACGUCUUCACCGGUUCCCUGCUGACGUGCAGCAUCGGUCCGUGGGUAUCGUAUCAAGUUUUAACGGGCGUACUCCUCGCGGUACCGAUCGUCUUCGUCGCGUGCUUCUGCUGGUUCCCUGAGACACCCGCCUUUCUCGCAGCCAGGGGUCGCAGAGCGGAAGCCACCAGAUCCCUGGCGUUCUUCAAAGGAAUCCGCGACCGCGACGAGGCAAGGAGAGAACUGGAGUACACCUUGCGUAACGUUUUUAUCGAGGACGUUCGCGAUAACACUCCCGGGGCACGAACGGAACCGAUUAAGCGCAGCUGGAUGGCCAAACUAAAGCUGAUGCUGUUACCCAGCAAUAUUCGAGCUCUCUGUAUUAUACUCAGCCUAAUCGCGACGCAGCAGCUUAGUGGAAACUUCAGUACCAUACAGUACCUUGAAGUGCUCUUCAAAAAAGCGGCGAUCGGCAUCGAUUCAAACGUGGCUACAAUACUCGUGCUCGCGGUCGGCCUCAUCUCAUGUGGAUUAUCAACCGCGAUCGUCGAGGGUGCGGGCAGACGCCCACUACUGAUCGCCUCCACUCUAGGCUCCUCCAUCACCCUGGCGAUUCUUGCGAUAUAUCUUAUGCUGGACGCGAGGGGCGUUGACGUAUCAGCAGCGAAUCUUCUUCCGGUCAUCGAUGUGAUCGUCUUCCAGGUGGUCUACCAGAUCGGAUUAGGUACUCUGCCAAACGCGCUGAUCGGCGAACUGUUCCCCACCGAGGUGAAGGCGUUCGCUGGUGCCAUCAUCAUCGUUUUCGACGGCGUGCUUGGCUUCGUCGUGUCCAAGUUGUAUCAGGUGAUCGGUGACUGGUUGGGUACCGAUACCGUUUACUACUUCUUCGCGGCAUCGUGCUUACUGGCAUUCGUGAUGGUGAUAUUCACCGUGCCCGAGACCAAAGGUCGGACGUUUCGCGAAAUUCAGGAACUUCUGGGAGGUAGCGAGAGGAAGACGGAGACCGUCGAGCGUUCGCAGGAACCGGAUAGCGUGGCGUGACAAAAAGGGAUGUGUUCAACCUCUGGCUGGACCUCUCGAUGCGAACUCACUUACGAGACAACGUCAUCGGGCGUUCUUUUCAAAGAGACGGACUUUGAAAUGGCGAUUACUUACUCUCAACUGUAUAUAAAAUGUACAUUCGCUAUACGCUUCUCAGGCAAUGAAAAACGGGACGCAAAGGUAAAAUCUCCUUUGCCCCGCGGUUUGCCGUACGCCACGAUUUUCUCCCGUACCUGCCAUCGGAAAAUAAAGUGGUUUUUAUUAAUAUCGUUCUUGCUGCGUAAAUUCAUCCCGAUAGUUUCGUUCGUGUGCCUGCAACCGUGAGUAUUUUUCGUCAGUAUUCCCAACAUUAUCAUCGUCGUGACGUUUAACAUUUAUUUAUAUUGAAACUCCGCUACGAGAAACACUGUCUUUAUAUUUUAUAACUGUCUUUAAUUUUAUUAUACCUUUUCUCGUUUACUUUUUUUUUUUUAGCGCCGGAUGUUAGGCGGAUCGGAUAUUUAACGGGACGUCAGACUUCAGAGUUUCUCGUGCAUACAAGAUAAAAUAUUUAAGUAAGAAAAACUAUGUGAGAGAGAAAUGGAAAUAAAAAGGACUGGCAAGUAAAAAUUUCUAGUAAACACGCCGCAUCUCUUAUACGGAGAGCGUAAAAAUCAUAGGCGACGGUUAAACAUUGAGAUGAGGAGAAGGAGAAAAAGACGCUUGAAAAAUCGCGAGAAUGUUCCACGGUGAACAACAAAAAGAAAAUGUAAUGGAAAACCCUCCAGAGUUCCGGUAUUGUCGAGAGAGCGACUUUAACGUUUUCAUUCAACCGCUGACUAUACACAUAUUUUCAUAUGUUUUGUGAACUGUUUUAUAUUACAACUUCUUAAAUAUAAUUCGUUAUUAAUG
Vollenhovia emeryi is the source of this 4919-nucleotide messenger RNA. RefSeq names its product facilitated trehalose transporter Tret1-like. Gene Ontology annotation, molecular function: transmembrane transporter activity. Lineage: Eukaryota; Metazoa; Arthropoda; Insecta; Hymenoptera; Formicidae. The record is from RefSeq and is a predicted model, not a curated record. Bases 2460 to 4028 code for a protein of 522 amino acids. The transcript has 3 exons. Gene Ontology annotation, cellular component: membrane. Gene Ontology annotation, biological process: transmembrane transport.